AUGAGUCCAGAACGGGAAUGUCACGAUAACGAGGAUGUCAUGGAAUCGAUUGAUGAGUUGAAAGAGCGGUUGUCUUCAAUGAAAAGGAUGAUGGAAGAGAGGAAGGCGGCUGGUUCGGGGACAAAAGACCUUUUCCAGGGUCAAGCGAGGAGUCUCCACGGUACUACGAUGAUAGACGGAAACUUCCUCAGCUUCGUAUUCGGCGGUUCCCUGGCCAUUAUAUUAAGUGUAUCCGUGUAUGCCUUUUAUAACCUUUACCACGCCGUUCUAAAGAAAUUUCCAUCGACACACACGGAAUUGUAA
Molecule: messenger RNA, 303 nt
Organism: Danaus chrysippus (African queen)
Lineage: Eukaryota; Metazoa; Arthropoda; Insecta; Lepidoptera; Nymphalidae
Source: the annotation of a GenBank genome assembly